GGCCCAUGCUCUACGGCAUAGAGACACAGUCUUCAGUAGACAACAAUGGGGCUCUCUGGCAACAUUUGCAUCAUCUUCGGUUGGGCCCUGGUGGCCCUGUUGCAGAUCAGCUCGGUGUCUUGCGGCACUUCCACCAUUGUCUGCACCGAGGUAGGACGGUUUCCUCAUCCAAGUGACUGCGGUCGCUACGUCGACUGCAUUCCGUCAGACACGAAAGAACAUUUCCUGGUGAAUGAAGGCCACUGCCACGGCUUCCCUUACUCCGCAUCACUUCGACGGUGCGUCUCCAAUGAAGAAGAACCCGGAUGUACUCCAAAGGUUGGUCGUAAACGAAGAGGCGUCAGUUUUCCUGACGAAGAGUACAACUUCCUAUGCACUGACGAUAUGAGCAAGACUGGAUGCUACAACUGCCAGCUGAAAUACGAGUGCAUCGGUGGCCAAGCAUUCGUUGAGUUUUGCUCAACUGGUUCCACUUGCUCGGACAACGCUGAUUUCGGGGGUGGGGUCUGCCUUCCCUACGCGGUCACCGCAGCAGACGGUCGAUGCAAAUGUGAUAAAAUCGGAGUCAUGCCGGACAGCUACAAUGACGAUUAUUUUGUCUUUUGUGACACAAACGCCGAUCCUCCCAAAGUCCAGAAUUAUAAAUGCCCAGAUGGUCAGAAGUUUAACCCGGAAGUUAACACCUGUCAAGAUGUGCCGCCAGAACCUUGCAGUCAGGAGCCCGUCUUUCCACCAUGUGGAAGCAAGAUCGAAACGAGAGUUAAUCCAAACGACUGCGCUUGGUCUUACACCUGCAUACCGGGAUAUGACGUUAUACCAGCCUGUUGUACAGGUAGGCAGUACUACGACGAAUCAUCUGGGCUGUGUAAGGACAUUUGCGAGUAUGUACCUGAUUCAGGAUCGUCUGAACCGGAGUGUGGAACGGCUGGGAGAAUGGCUAAUCAAAACGACUGUACCAAGUAUCAUGUGUGUCUUCCAGGAGUCAAAGAACCAUACGAAUCUAAGUCUUGCCCCGAAGGAACCUAUUUCAAAGACACUGUAUGCGUACCAGGGCCCUUACCCGAGGACUGCUUUACCUUCUCUUACUCAGAUUGUCCUGGGUAUGAGGAAUUCAAAGGUACAUGCUUAAAUACAUAAGAAUAUUCCAGAUGAGAUGUAUCUAUGAUGCAGAAUGGGUUUCUGUAGUAAUUAUUCUUGUGUUCCUCUACAAAUGAUUUCAGGUGAAAGUUACACUAAUAUAAUAAAACUUGUUAUGCAAUAGUUGCGCGACUUGGAAAUAUUUCAAUACAAAUUUGAGUUUUUUUUUUUUGGUUGUUGUAUUCUGACAGCCAUCAUUCUGAAAUAUAGAGGAUUAUAUAGCAGACUGACCAUUUUCGAAAUGUCCUAGUUUACAUAUAUUUAAGGGAAAAUGUAAUCAUUAGCCUUUUUAUCGAGAGAAAUCGUUUACAUAUGAAUAAACUUGAGUAUAAUGCUUA
Messenger RNA from Macrobrachium nipponense, 1475 nucleotides. RefSeq lists its product as uncharacterized. Gene Ontology annotation, cellular component: extracellular region. The transcript has 3 exons. Bases 46 to 1137 code for a protein of 363 amino acids. The record is from RefSeq and is a predicted model, not a curated record. Gene Ontology annotation, molecular function: chitin binding. Lineage: Eukaryota; Metazoa; Arthropoda; Malacostraca; Decapoda; Palaemonidae.